Messenger RNA from Habropoda laboriosa, 1176 nucleotides. RefSeq names its product probable WRKY transcription factor protein 1. The transcript has 5 exons. The record is from RefSeq and is a predicted model, not a curated record. Lineage: Eukaryota; Metazoa; Arthropoda; Insecta; Hymenoptera; Apidae. Bases 1 to 1176 code for a protein of 391 amino acids. Gene Ontology annotation, cellular component: cytoplasmic microtubule.
AUGACAACGUUAAAAGGCAUUUUUCCUAACUUAAAACCAGUAAAAGGAAAAAAUUUUAUACAUGAGAAUGUAAAAAAUCUUCGCCGUAUGAAACAACAUUUUCAUAUAAGUAAAGAAGCAGAAGAAAUUCCAAAAUUACAAGUACACAACUGGAAAAAAGUGAUUAGUAAUAAUAGUAACAAUAAUCGUAAUCAUAGUCGCAACGUUUUGUCUAAAAUGAACUCAAAUUGUCGAAUAAAAAAAAAUGAAGGCAAUGAUAAGAAUUCAAUUGUAAAUAAUAAAUUAGAUGAACAAGAAUUGCAUAAAAAAUCUAACACCUCAAUGUUAAACAAAAGCAAUGUUUUUAUUAAAGAAACAACACAUUCAACAAAUGAAAAUGUGUUAUUUAUGCAAAGAAACAAGCAGCACAAAGGACUGCGUAAAUCUAUACAAAAAGUACAUGAGAAACCAUCAGUACAUCCUAAUUUAUCAUAUACAUUAGUUGAAGAUAUUGAUAAUACAAAAAUUCCAAUUAAAGUUAAAAAUCAAGGUAUUCAGACAUUGAACCCAAAGGAAAUUGAUGAUUUAUAUUCUGAAGGAACGAUUAAAUAUCCAUCAAAGAAUUAUUUGAAUUAUGAUGAAACAAUAAAUAAAAAUGAAACAAAUGAACAAAUUGAUACAUCUUCAAGAAAUAUAACAAAUUCACCUUUAGAUAGAGGAGAUGUUCAAAAUAUACAGAACAAAAAUGAUGUAAAAAAUUCGAAAUUAUCAUCUAAAGAGGAAAUAGAUUUUAUUAAAUUAAACAAAGAACGUACUUUUAUGGCUAAUAAGAUAGCAACACAAAUGAAUAAUAGUAAUAAUGCACCUCCUACUAAUUAUCGCUUGGGUGUAGUUCCAAAGUAUAUUAAAAGUAGGAAAGAAACACAAGAAAAAGCACAAAAAGCCAAAGCAGAAGAAAUAGAUUCUAACUGUCCAAAUGGUCAUGUUCCUUUACCUGACUGUGAACGCAAAGAAACAUUGCGAAUAUUGAAAAAAAAUUAUCAAGAUUAUGUAAAUGAGUUAAAUAUGAUGCCUAUAAAAGUAGAUACACUUAGGGCACAGCAACGAAAAAUAGAAAUAGAGAAACAACUGAAUAAACUAGAAGAAGGCAUGAAGGUUUUUUCAAGACCUAAAGUUUAUGUAAAAAUGAAUACUUAA